Bactrocera dorsalis (oriental fruit fly) is the source of this 1878-nucleotide messenger RNA. RefSeq lists its product as uncharacterized. NCBI's taxonomy places the organism in Eukaryota, Metazoa, Arthropoda, Insecta, Diptera, Tephritidae. The record is from RefSeq and is a predicted model, not a curated record. Bases 475 to 1800 code for a protein of 441 amino acids. The transcript is spliced from 5 exons.
CAAAAGUUGAGAGUUGGCCAACCGGAUGCUUCUCCUGUAGAGUACGCAUUGUCAAUCUGUUGCUCUCCAUAUAAAUGCACACAUUCAACUCAGUUGUCAGUUGCAUAUUUCUCCUCUACGAAAUCAACGUACCCGUUCUGACGCGGCCUUAUGCGAUUGGGCCUUUUACUCUUUUUUGUGUUACUCAACAAACGAAAGAGAAUAAUCGCAGAUCUCUGGUGCACAAUUUGAGUCCGUCAUAGACCUACUGCUUCGCUUUGUCACACUGUAAACGCAUUAACCCAUCACUCAUUUGGUGAGAGUCAUUUGGUUGUGGUCGUGUCCAUCCCAGUUUUGUCGCCGCUUUCUAAUAAGUCGGUUGUUUUGUAAUUUUAAUGCGGAGUGAAAAGCUAUAACUUAAAGAUCUGUAAACAAAAAGUACACUGAAACAAAAAUUAUUACUAAUUUCAAACACACACAUACAUAUGUAUAAACAUGCUUCAACACGAAGAAACAGAAAAAACAACGAUGAAAGUGCCACCGGCAUAUAUCAAUGCGAAUUAUAUACGACAAGCACUGGAAUGUAACAUGUAUUAUGAUAAGCCUGUUAAUGUAUUGGAAUGUAUUUUCCAAUGCAUCACCGAGGAAGAUUCAAAGAAUCGUAGUGAUAUCUAUAGAGCUCAUGUGCAAUUCGAAGAAUAUCGAUCUGGUCAUCCUGAGAUAUAUAAUACAACGCUCAUAGUGAAAGAUGUGAUAAGGGAUGCUGCCACAAAGGCGACUACAAAUGAAUUGGUAAUGUUCCAACAUGUUUUGCCGAGUAUGAAGCGUAUACUGUCAGGUAUCUCGGAUUACCGGUAUGGAACUGAUAACUAUGUUCCUAAAAAAAGGGGUCUCAAACUAUUUGCAGAUUGCUUAUUUUGCGAACGUGGUAAACGUGAAAUCUUCGUAAUGGAAGAUUUACAGGCACUCGACUAUGGCCCCCUUGAACCGCGCUAUGGAUUAGAUUUGGAAAAUUCAAAACUAGUUAUGAGUAAACUUGCAGAUCUCCAUGCAGCGUCCAUGCGGUAUAUGAAGGAGUUUCCAAAUAUGGUAGCAACAUUGCAGCCAUCACCGCUCUCCAACGGCAUUAGUCCGACUAGCCGACAGGCGGUUACAGCGUUCGAAGGCAUGCGCACCGCUAUUAAGAUGGUUGAACAGUGGGCAGGAUUUGAUGGUAUCUCAGCAUCUAUGCGCAUAUGGAUGGAAAAUUUCAAUGAGCGUUUAACGCAGGUGCUGAGAAGCCGACUUUGUCGUUUCAAUGUUAUUAACCAUGGUGAACUCUGCACAAAAAAUAUACUCAUUCGGUUAGGAGUUCAAGAUAGCUCUGAUCCAAACAUUGUUAUCGUGCCUAAGGAUGCUGUAUUUCUGGAUUUUCAAUCGUCCUUUGUGGGCAGUUGUGGUUACGAUUUAAAUGUCUUCCUCUACACCAGCGUCAGCGUGGAAGUUUUGAAAUUACAUCGUCAAGAGCUGCUACGUCACUAUUACGAUCGCUUAAAGGAAACUUUAAAGGGUUUAAAAUUCCAAGAGCCUGAAUUACCCACUUGGCAGACAUUGCUAGAUGAAGUGUACGAUCUCGAAUUCAUUGGUUAUUAUGCUUUGCUGUGUUUGUUGCCAUUAAGUUGCAUGGAUGGUGUAGCUUCCACUGAGGGGCGUGAGAGACAACACAAAUUGAUGUAUGAAAAUCAGAGAGUACAGGAAAUGCUUCGUUAUGGCUUGACGCGCUUAGCUCAGUUGGGUGUGUUAGACUGCAUAACUAGUGAAACGGAUUAUCCACCGAGUUGAUGAUGUAUAAUAUGUAUGUAUGUACAUAUGUAUGUAGUUUAAAUAAAAAGACAACAACUGGUGAUAUUAUACUAAAAA